This is a messenger RNA of Peromyscus maniculatus bairdii (prairie deer mouse), 813 nucleotides long. It is a transcript of the gene Rps9, whose product is annotated as ribosomal protein S9. The record is from RefSeq and is a predicted model, not a curated record. Gene Ontology annotation, biological process: translation; ribosomal small subunit biogenesis. Gene Ontology annotation, molecular function: structural constituent of ribosome; rRNA binding. Gene Ontology annotation, cellular component: cytosolic small ribosomal subunit. NCBI's taxonomy places the organism in Eukaryota, Metazoa, Chordata, Mammalia, Rodentia, Cricetidae.
CCGCUUCCGAUUGGCGGAGCCGCGAGCGGUGCGCGAUGACGUCAUGGCCGCGCGCCGUUGCUAUAAGACCGCGGUCCGGCGGAAGCGUCUCUCUUUUGUCGCGGGCGUGAGUUUGCCGGUGAACGUCGUGAGGGCGCGGCUGGCCUAGAGGAGCCAACAUGCCGGUUGCCAGAAGUUGGGUGUGUCGCAAAACUUAUGUGACCCCACGGAGACCCUUCGAGAAAUCGCGUCUCGACCAGGAACUGAAGCUGAUCGGAGAGUAUGGGCUCCGGAACAAGCGUGAGGUCUGGAGGGUCAAGUUUACCCUGGCUAAGAUCCGCAAGGCCGCCCGGGAGCUGCUGACGCUGGACGAAAAGGACCCACGGCGUCUUUUUGAAGGCAAUGCUCUGCUGAGGCGACUUGUUCGUAUUGGGGUGCUGGAUGAGGGCAAGAUGAAGCUGGAUUACAUCCUGGGCCUGAAGAUUGAGGAUUUCUUGGAGAGGCGGCUGCAGACCCAGGUCUUUAAGCUGGGUCUGGCUAAAUCUAUUCACCAUGCCCGUGUGCUCAUCCGUCAGCGUCAUAUCAGGGUCCGCAAGCAGGUGGUGAACAUUCCAUCCUUCAUUGUUCGUCUGGACUCCCAGAAGCACAUUGAUUUCUCCCUUCGUUCUCCUUAUGGUGGUGGCCGCCCAGGCCGAGUGAAGAGGAAGAAUGCCAAGAAGGGCCAGGGUGGUGCUGGAGCUGGUGAUGAUGAAGAAGAGGAUUAAGUUAAUGCCUCCCUAGACUGGAGGAUUGUCUAGUUUUCCGGUUGACUAAUAAAGCAGAAUUAACACUUGG